CAUCUUCCUCCUUAAUCGUCUUUGCCUUUUCCUGUUAUUGCAGACGAAUUAAAAAUUGUGCCGAGGUAGAUGGUCGGCUCAGAGUCAAGUAUCUCGUCUUGUAAGAAAUAUCCACCUUGGGUUAUUUGAAAUUCUUGGGUAUACCUCUGGCUCUGUUUAAGCUUGCAUCUGGAGUUCAAAUUCCUGGAUGGUAGCAGUUCUCUUCGGGAUAGCUGCUUUAACACUUGUUCAAGAUGGUGUUUGGAGUGUCUUAACGAGUUGAAUUCGAAACGACUGAAUACAGAUGGUUCAUGAUUCGAAGAGACUAUUCAACUGGGUCUGGCCUCGGUGAUUAGUUCUUGGUUUUUGCCACAGUGAGGAAAUUAAAAUCUUAAAGGAGUACUAAGAAGACGAAUUCAUCAUCGUCAUCAUCAAAAGCCAAAAAAGCCCCAGAAGUAUCAGGUGCAUGGCCAAUCAUAGGUCAUCAACUUCUACUGAUGAGCAAAACCGAAAGCCCAUACAUGACUCUAGGAGCCAUGGCUGACAAAUACGGACCGGCAUUCACCAUUCGUUCCGGCUGCCAUGAAAUCCUAGUCCUCAGUAGUUGGGAGAUGAUAAAAGAUUGUUUCACUACCAACGACGCAUUGUUUUCAAACCGUCCAGCUCCGUUGAAUGUUAAACACUUGUUUAACUACGAAGAAUCGCUGGGGUUCGCACCUUAUGGGCCGCUCUGGAAAGAACUGCGAAAGAUAUCCGCGCAACAACUCCUCUCUAAUCAGCAACUAAGGCUGUGGAAACACUUGAAGUAUAAAGAAAUCGAUGCUUCGUUUAAUGAUCUCAAUGAGUUAUGCGACAAAAAUGGUGGUACUGCUCAAGUUAGGAUGGACUACUGGUUCGCGUUCAUGACGUACAACAUCUCUGCUGCAGUCGUCGCCGGGUGCGAAAGCCAAGAUCCGAAAAGUUCUGUAGUUCGGGAACUAUACAAGAAGGCAAUGGAGAAGGCAUUGAAUCUUACAGCGGUAUUUUCAAUUUCAGAUGUAGUUCCAUGCCUCGAGUGGGUUGAUCGACUGAGAGGUCUUGUAAGGGAUAUGCAGUCUUGCAGAGAUGAAUUGAACUCUAUUGCUGAGGGUUUUAUUGAAGAGCGUCGUCAAAAGAGACGCUUGAGGUCGUCGUCCUUAUCAUCAGGACAUAAGGAAGGUGAUGGUGACCAAAAUUUCAUCGACGUUCUUUUGACAUUUGGGGAAAAAUCCCAACUUCCUGGAGAAAACCAUGAACUAGUCAUCCAAUCCAUGAUCCUGGACAUGUUAUCUGGCAGUAGUGACACAACAUACGUGACCCUUACUUGGCUUCUUGGCCUGUUGUUGAACAAUCCGCACGUAAUGGAACGCGCAAGAGAAGAACUGGAUAUGCACGUCGGAAAAAAUAAACAAGUGGAAGAAUCCGACAUUCCUCAGCUCGUGUACAUACAAGCAAUCAUCAAAGAAUCGAUGCGAUUGUAUCCAGCUGCAGCGCUGCUGCCGAGGAUGACAAUGGAGGCCUGUGUAGUUGGUGGGUUUCAAGUUCCAGCCGGUGGUCAUUUGUAUCUAAACAUAUGGAAGAUCCAAAGAGAUCCAACUGUGUGGGAGAACCCAUCGGAAUACCGGCCGGAGAGAUUUUUAGCGGAAGAGAAAGCAGAUGUGGAUGUAAAAGGUCAGAACUAUGAGUUGAUACCGUUUGGAGUGGGUCGGAGGAUGUGUCCAGGAGUAACUUCAGCGUUGCAAGUGAUGCAUUUGGUGGUGGCUCGUCUUAUUCACGGGUUUGAAAUGAGGGCAGCAACACCAGAUGGGAAGGCGGAUAUGACAGAAACAGUAGGAAUGGUUACAUUUAACAAGAACCCUCUUGAAGUAAUAAUGACCAAACGCUUUUAAUUAGUCAUAUUGCUCACUGCUCCACCAUUCUCGUUUUUGCACCCACAUUGACGGCCAAAAUUCUCUUUGGCGAUGUCUAGGUAGUUGCAAGUUUUGGUUGUCCUGCGGUUAUGUUCGUAAUCCACUGUAUGGAGAUUUUACGGUUCUAUUCCUAUGUACUCUGUAUUAACUGUUCAAUAAAAUGUUAAGCUUGGGACGGUCGUUUCCUUGAAAUGUUGGCAUA
Messenger RNA from Papaver somniferum (opium poppy), 2109 nucleotides. RefSeq names its product methyltetrahydroprotoberberine 14-monooxygenase-like. Gene Ontology annotation, molecular function: heme binding; iron ion binding; oxidoreductase activity, acting on paired donors, with incorporation or reduction of molecular oxygen. NCBI's taxonomy places the organism in Eukaryota, Viridiplantae, Streptophyta, Magnoliopsida, Ranunculales, Papaveraceae. The record is from RefSeq and is a predicted model, not a curated record. Gene Ontology annotation, biological process: defense response to other organism. The transcript has 4 exons. The coding region runs from base 477 to 1886 and encodes 469 amino acids.